Messenger RNA from Lathyrus oleraceus (garden pea), 417 nucleotides. RefSeq lists its product as uncharacterized. The record is from RefSeq and is a predicted model, not a curated record. Bases 1 to 417 code for a protein of 138 amino acids. Lineage: Eukaryota; Viridiplantae; Streptophyta; Magnoliopsida; Fabales; Fabaceae. The transcript is spliced from 2 exons.
AUGUUUCGAGGUUCCAAAUCGGAGUUUCAUCCCGCUCUUUCCGUCUCCAAUAUUAGGAACCAUAUUCCUAUUAUUCUUGAGAUGGAAAAAGAUCAAUAUGAACCCAACUCCAAUGCAAUGGAAGCAUGGAAUCGCUUGGAAGAUAUUUUUCAGGACAACAAAAAUGCUCGAGCAGUCACUCUUGAGCAAGAGUUUUCUAACACUCGUAUGGAGGAUUUUCCCAAUGUCUCCGCUUAUUGUCAACGUCUUAAGAUGCUUUCUGAUCAGUUGAGAAAUGUCGGCUCCCCUGUCAACAAUCAUCAUCUGGUCCUUCAGCUGAUCUCUGGUCUCCCAAAAGCUUACCGUAGUGUUGCUACUUUGAUUCGCCAGAGCAACCCUCUUCCGACAUUCUAUCAGGCUCGUUCCAUGCUCACUUGA